Messenger RNA from Prunus persica (peach), 906 nucleotides. RefSeq names its product ubiquitin-conjugating enzyme E2 10. Bases 186 to 632 code for a protein of 148 amino acids. Gene Ontology annotation, molecular function: ubiquitin conjugating enzyme activity. The record is from RefSeq and is a predicted model, not a curated record. Gene Ontology annotation, cellular component: nucleus. Gene Ontology annotation, biological process: protein polyubiquitination. NCBI's taxonomy places the organism in Eukaryota, Viridiplantae, Streptophyta, Magnoliopsida, Rosales, Rosaceae. The transcript has 5 exons.
GUCGAUUACAGAGCGGUUUUUAUAAAAGUCGUUCCAUUUCAUCAAAACACAUUCACAAUCCGCCUUCCCCAAUUUCCAUUUUCCAUCUCUUUCUUCAUUUCUUCUUCGAUUCAUUGUUCACGUAGGAAGGAGGACGAUCUCUGUCUUCGUUUCUCUCUGUAACUCUUCCUAUCAGGGUUUCGCAAAUGGCCUCCAAACGGAUCUUGAAGGAACUCAAAGAUUUGCAGAAGGAUCCUCCUACAUCAUGCAGCGCCGGUCCCGUUGCUGAAGACAUGUUCCACUGGCAGGCAACAAUAAUGGGUCCCCCAGACAGUCCUUAUGCUGGGGGUGUUUUCCUAGUUACUAUUCAUUUUCCUCCAGAUUAUCCCUUUAAGCCACCGAAGGUGGCAUUUAGAACAAAAGUAUUCCACCCAAACAUAAACAGCAAUGGGAGCAUUUGCCUUGACAUCUUGAAGGAGCAGUGGAGUCCUGCUCUAACUAUUUCCAAGGUUUUGCUUUCCAUCUGUUCUCUGUUGACGGAUCCGAAUCCCGAUGAUCCAUUGGUGCCGGAGAUUGCCCACAUGUACAAGACAGACAGGAAUAAAUAUGAGACGACAGCAAGGAGCUGGACCCAGAAAUAUGCCAUGGGCUAAAAUGAGGUUUGGUAUGUGCGAUAGGAAGGCCCUUAUAUCUUCUUUCCCGUGGUUUUAGUUGUGUAUGAGGGAUGUCUCUUUAAUCCUAAAAUGGACUAAAGAAGAGUUCCAUAACAUGUCCCCAGUAUUAAAAAAGAAAAGUCAACACAUGUUGCUUUCCUAUUGUUUGUAUGGAUAAUCAUAAUGGUGAUCUUUAGAACAAUGAAUAGCCUCCCCACUGUUGUUUCGUUCAUAUUGUUUGUUGGAAAUUUGAGCUGACGAAACUUUACCAUCA